GAACCCUCCCACAUAAAGUCAUGAAACUGUGACCACACCAAGAGCCAGGAAAGUGCUGGGGGUGAGGGUUAAACAAAGCACUCAUGCAAACACCAGGGGAUUUAUGGAGUGCAACAACUAUUCCUAAGUUUAAUUAAACUAUGAUGCCAGAAAAUUCCCACCCAGAAGAAUACAGGAUUGCAUCACUGGUCUUCUACAGCUUUGUGUUCACAGUGGGAUUGCUGGUGAAUGCCACUGCACUAUGGGUGUUCAGCUGCACUACCAAGAAGAGAACAACUAUAACUGUAUAUAUGAUGAAUGUCGCAUUACUUGACCUGGUUUUUAUAUUUUCCUUGCCUUUUCGGAUAAUCUAUCAUGGGACAGAAAAGUGGCCUUUUGGAGAUACAUUCUGCCGGAUCCUUGGGGCUUUCACUGUGUUUUAUCCAGCCAUUGCUCUGUGGCUGCUGACUUUUAUCAGCGUAGACAGAUUUAUGGCUAUUGUUCAGCCCAAACAUGUCAAAGAACUAAAAAAUACAAAAAAAGCUGUGCUGGCUUGCACUGGAAUCUGGAUAAUGACCCUCUCAACAACAUCCCCAUUGGUGUUUUUACGAUCUGAUCCAGACCAAGCCUCAAAUUUCACUACCUGCAUGAAAAUGCUUGAUAUCGUCCAUUUAAAGGAAGUAAAUACAUUGAAUUUUUGUCGCUUGAUUUUUUUCUUUUUGAUCCCCUUGUUUAUCAUGAUAGGGUGUUACCUGGUCAUUAUUUACAAUUUUAUUCACGGCAAGACUUCCAAACUGAAGCCUAAGGCCAAGGAGAGAUCCAUAAGAAUUAUAGUUACUCUGAUUGCUCAGGUACUCAUCUGCUUUGUACCCUUCCACAUCUGCUUUGCCUUCCUGAUGCUGCAAGAUGAAAACACAAGUUACAAUCCCUGGGCAGCGUUUACCACCUUUCUCAUGAAUCUCAGUACAUGCUUGGAUGUUAUACUGUACUACAUUGUUUCCAAACAAUUCCAGGCAAGAGUCAUCAGCGUAAUCCUUUAUCGCAAUUACCUCCGAAGCAUGCGCAGGAAAAGUUUUCGAACUGGAAGUGUGAGAUCACUCAAUAAUAUGAACAGUGAAAUGAUAUAAAAAGAGAAAAAAUGUCAAGGGACUUUCACAAUGUAAACAAGGGAUUCUUUUUCCAAAUUCUAGCACUUGGCUACACAGAAGGAUGUUCUAUAACCAAAGGUAACAGAUAUAUUUGUUGCAUUGUAAAUACGAUGGAAGCAGAAUAAUAAUUGCACCUCUUUUUAUUUUUUCAACAUCUUUUGCUGUUUCACCUGAAAUGAACUAAACCUAGCAUCAGUGUCAAACUUUCCAAUGCUUUUAUCACCUCAAAUGACUGCGAAUAUUGUCAGAUGAGAAAUUGACUAUUAAUAUAAUAAAGCAGACAACACUGAAGAAUUAUGAUGCAAUGCAUAUAUGAAUUUUUUAUAUUUGCAUAAUCAAAUGCUCCUGAAACUACUGUAUAUCCCACAUUUCUAAAAUUAAUUUCAUUCUCUCAAUAUCAAAUUCAUUAUGACUUCAUGAGAAAGUAUAUGUAGGUAAAAUUUAUCUUUUACUUAAUUAAAAACAUCCUUGAUGUAGAUUUCUUUUUAAUUUACUACAUUAUGCAGUCAUAAAAAUACCAUCAAAGCGUAAAAUGUUUAAACUGUUCAUCGCCUACCUGUGGGUAUGAUGUGUACAUUUAUAACACCUUGCUUUUGCACAAGGUAUCUUUUUACAUAUAGGAAAAUAUUAAUUUCUCCAGACACAUUAGCAGCCUAUGUCCUAGCAACAAACUCUAGGUAACAAA
This is a messenger RNA of Pyrgilauda ruficollis (rufous-necked snowfinch), 1812 nucleotides long. RefSeq names its product G protein-coupled receptor 18 (gene GPR18). Gene Ontology annotation, cellular component: membrane. Gene Ontology annotation, molecular function: G protein-coupled receptor activity. Gene Ontology annotation, biological process: positive regulation of Rho protein signal transduction; phospholipase C-activating G protein-coupled receptor signaling pathway. The transcript is spliced from 2 exons. Lineage: Eukaryota; Metazoa; Chordata; Aves; Passeriformes; Passeridae. Bases 141 to 1106 code for a protein of 321 amino acids. The record is from RefSeq and is a predicted model, not a curated record.